Molecule: messenger RNA, 837 nt
Organism: Batrachochytrium dendrobatidis JAM81
Lineage: Eukaryota; Fungi; Chytridiomycota; Chytridiomycetes; Rhizophydiales
Exons: 1
Coding region: 1-837 (278 amino acids)
Source: RefSeq, a predicted model, not a curated record
AUGAAAUUGGUUGAAAUUUUAUUCGUAUUGAGUGUGGCAGCAACCGCCAAUGCAAUACUGAUACCGGCUGAUAACGAUGAUUCACCCCAAGCAUCAGGCACUUCAAGUCAAUUGUCUGGUCCAACCAAUGAACCUAAUCCAGGCACUUCCGAAUACUGGAAAAGCCUAAUGGAUAUAAUUAAUUCAAAAAACCCCAACCAAGACCAGCAAGACCCAAUUGAUAUAGUUGAUCCAAGCACUUCCAGACGAGGUCGAAAACGACCAAUCGAUGAACUGGGUCCAAGCAUUUCCGAACAAGAUUGGAAACUUAUAAUUGAUCAACCCGAUCCAGGCAUUCCGGAAGACUGGCGAGACUUGAUUGAUGCAGUCAAUUCAAAUAUUCUCAAAGACCAGCAACAAUCAAUGAGUCAGCCUAGCCCAAGCACUCUCAAACGAAGUCGAAAACGGCCGAUUGAUCAACCUAGUUCACGCACUCCCAAACGAGGUAAACAGCAGCUAAUGGGCCAAGGCAGGUCUGCUAAUACUAGUUCAAAUCAAGCAAUUGUAUUAAGCAAAGAGGAUCAGGAAACCCUUGAUGAUAUAAAGAAAAUACUUGUAGUAUCUAAAAAGAUACAAAAGAAAAAAUGGCAAGCCUAUCAUGAAAAUACAGCUCUUGCAUUCAGUAAACAGUUAGCGCUAACAAUGGGCCAAAGGAUAUCUGAAUCAAGAUACAAUCCAGAGGUUGAAAAGCAGUUGAAACAAGAGUAUAAAAAGGCAGGAACAAGAGUGUGCAAUUUAAGACAAAGAUUGAAAAGGUUUAUGAGAAAGCGUGGUUUGAAAUUUGAAGAACCGAAUUAG